AUGACCGGUUUGGACUCUGGAUUUCAGCCAGAUUUUCGAUCCGAAGGUGAUCGAGCGGUACAGCUUAGUGUACUAAGCUCUGUCACCCUUAUUAACUAUCGUGGUUGUAUGCACGUUUGUGGGAUUUACUUCUUCAGUCAGGAUUCAUCAUUCAUGAAGCAACAGAAGCCUCAGCUUAUUUGUCCGGAAAUGUCGAUUGUUCGAACCUCCCUACUGAGAUAUUUGUUUUACCCCUAUAGUGAGUACGUUAUACACAGAGACGUCGGGGAAAUUAUUUUAAAUGUGGAAGGGGCUGUUGUCUUUGAUCUUUUACAAUUUCUCGUGGGGUUAGGCUUUGGAGUGUCUCCCGAGUCCCAGUUGUUCCAUGACAAGCGUUACCGCAUCCGGGAACUCUUGUUGCAC
Messenger RNA from Opisthorchis viverrini, 402 nucleotides. RefSeq lists its product as hypothetical. The record is from RefSeq and is a predicted model, not a curated record. Lineage: Eukaryota; Metazoa; Platyhelminthes; Trematoda; Opisthorchiida; Opisthorchiidae. The annotation marks the transcript as partial. The transcript has a single exon.